AUCGGAUUAACGUCAUGCAUGUCGGGCCGACCGGAUCUCGCGACGAAAACGACCAGGGCGACGAAGACGCCGACGAGGACGAAAGCGAGACUCUACACCCGCGUUGUGUAAUAUCUGCGGUCUCGGUUAAGUGUUCAAAGUCGUCUUCGUCGACACCGCCUUGAAAACCGCUCCGAAACAUGGGUAACACCGAGAGCAAUGUAGCCAGUGGCGUUAAGAAACAGGUCGACACUUCUUCGUUGCAGAUAUACAACCUGGUCGACCUGAAAGGUUGUGGUCUACUAGUAGAUUUAAUGAAGAAAGCUGUGCAGACGAAAAAUUUUACCGAACUGGACAACGCUAUCAAAACCCAAGUGGAACCCAUGCUGUACAACAAGGGUGAAGGUAGAAUGAUACCGAUCGCCAAACUUGUAUUACUAAGAAAUCGUGAUCGUUCUCGGGCGAGAUGGCUUCCACCAUUAAAGAACAUGGAAGACCCCAAUGAUUACGACAUCGAAAAAGACAUUCCCACCAUCGAAGAACUGGAAAAACUGGGGGAAGUGCAGUAUCGGGAAGUGUGCUGGGAUCUGAAAGAAAGGGGCACUGUCGGAGAAACGGCGUUACAUCUAUGUUUGCUCAACGCGACGUCUAUACACGCCGACUUAGCCAAAAGGCUGUUGCAUUUCUAUCCAAAACUUGUAAACGACAUUUAUAUGAUUGAUGAGUAUUACGGAGAAAGCGUGUUGCACAUGGCCAUUGUCAACGAAGAUCCGGCCAUGGUAAAAGUGCUGAUGGACAGCGGAGCUGACCUUAACGAACGGUGUUUUGGGAACUUCAUGAGUACGGAAGAUCAAAAGGCUUCACGAUCGGAUUCGCUCGACCACGAAUGGGUGAACUUGUGUCCUGACACCAAUUACGAAGGGUACGUGUAUUGGGGUGAAUAUCCAUUGUCAUUUGCAGCGUGUCUUGGCCAGGAGGAGAGCUACCGUUUGAUGUUGGCGAGAGGCGCCGAUCCCAACAACCAGGACACCAACGGCAAUACGGUUUUGCACAUGCUCGUGAUUUACGAAAAAAUCUCGACAUUCGACAUGGCCUACGAGAUCGGGGCGGAGCUCAACAUUAGGAACGUGCAAAAUUUGACGCCACUCACACUUGCCGCAAAACUGGCUCGGAUCCAAAUGUUCUUUCACAUACUCAAAAUCGAACGUGAAAUUUAUUGGCAGAUCGGUAGUAUAACUUGUGCCGCGUAUCCCCUGACCCAAAUCGACACUAUCGACAACGACACGGGACAGAUCAGCAGAAAUUCUGCACUCAACUUGGUCGUAUUUGGAGAAAGUCCAGAACACUUGGAGAUGAUGGACGGCGUGUUGGUGGACCUGCUAAAUGCCAAAUGGAACGCUUUCGUGAAAUUCCGGUUCUAUAGGCAAUUCAUCUUGUUCGCAUUUUACUUUUCCAUAUCCAUGGUGUGCUUCGUGCUGCGUCCCGGACCACCACCUACUGGUCUUAAGCCGCCACUAAUUAACUACACGUCCACAUCGACCACGGUGGCCACCACGCCAUUAGAUUUCAUGGACAACGAGUCGUUGUUGCCCGAUAACGUCAUGUACGACGAGAUGAUGAUUGGUGGCGGCGUUCCGAUCGAGCUCGAAACGGCGAUAACCACAGAAAUUACGACACCAUACACGGUCCCGGCCACAGCCACAGCUUCCUUCGCAGCCAUCAACGGUAGUGGUAUCCUGACGGCACUUAUCUACGAAGACGGUAGAGGUGGUGGAAGUGGUACCGUAAACUUACACGGCAAGAGUUCGGGUUCGGACAGAAACAAACACAGGACCACGUGGAAUCCGGUCAACCAUACGUUUAAGACCAACUACACAUACAACUACAACAAAUCGAGAAAAUUUUGGUGGAACAAGAGACAUAAAGUGUGCAGACUAAUGGCUGUACACUCAACAGAUGAUUUAAUCAGAAUGGGAUCGGAAGUGGCAAUGUUUGUGGGAGCCUUCCUCUAUCUAUUGGCUGCCGUCAGAGAAGCUGGAUUUUUAGGCACACAGAUGUUCAUUGAAAAUUUGGCCAUAGCACCGGCAAGAGUGAUGUUCCUGUUCUCGUGCCUGCUCAUGAUGACCAUACCGCCGCUGAGACUGACGUGUUAUGACAAAGCCGAAGAUAUAAUAGCCGUAAUCAUCAUGUUGACCACUUGUCCGUACUUUUUGUUCUUCUGCAGGGGUUUCAAAACUGUCGGUCCAUUCGUGGUUAUGAUCUAUAGGAUGGUCAUGGGAGACUUGCUGAGGUUCGUUUCAAUUUAUAUGGUGUUCGUGAUGGGGUUCUCUCAAGCUUAUUAUGUGAUUUUCCUGUCUUACGACAACCCUCUUACGCCUGAGGGCAUUGACGACUCUGUGCUGAAUCCAAUGCCGACCCCGACCGAGUCCAUCAUGGCAAUGUUCCUUAUGUCCGUCAACACGUUCACUGACUACUACACGGCGUUCGACAAGACUAGUCACACGUUGGUCGCAAAGUUUUGUUUUAUAGUUUUCAUGGUGAUUGUGGCCAUUCUGCUGGUGAACAUGUUGAUCGCCAUGAUGGGUAACACUUAUCAAAAGAUCGCCGAGACCCGAAACGAAUGGCAGAGACAAUGGGCUCGGAUUGUACUGGUGGUAGAGAGAGGUGUCAGCCCAUCGCAAAGGCUCAAAAAGCUCAUGUACUACUCGCAACCGAUGUCAGAUGGCCGAAGGGCGUUGGUGUUGCGACUCAAUCAGACGGAUGAAGACAAGGAGCAAAUGAAGGAAAUAUUAGAAAUGAAACGCAUUCACAAUCGCUAUGUCGAAAGAAUGCGUGCCAGAGAUCUGAGCAGCAAACUAUCGUCUUCGUGCGGAAAAAAUGCAAAUGGGACAAUUAAUCUAAAAGCAAACAAAUAA
Messenger RNA from Aphis gossypii (cotton aphid), 2894 nucleotides. It is a transcript of the gene nan, whose product is annotated as transient receptor potential cation channel subfamily V member 5. The record is from RefSeq and is a predicted model, not a curated record. Gene Ontology annotation, cellular component: membrane. The coding region runs from base 180 to 2894 and encodes 904 amino acids. Gene Ontology annotation, molecular function: protein binding; calcium channel activity. Gene Ontology annotation, biological process: calcium ion import across plasma membrane. NCBI's taxonomy places the organism in Eukaryota, Metazoa, Arthropoda, Insecta, Hemiptera, Aphididae. The transcript is spliced from 17 exons.